Fusarium redolens is the source of this 2068-nucleotide messenger RNA. RefSeq lists its product as uncharacterized. The transcript has 2 exons. The record is from RefSeq and is a predicted model, not a curated record. Lineage: Eukaryota; Fungi; Ascomycota; Sordariomycetes; Hypocreales; Nectriaceae. Bases 486 to 1853 code for a protein of 455 amino acids.
UCAAGGCUGAGUUUCAAGGGGCGCCCAAGUGGUAUAGAGGGGUUACAUGACCAAAGAUGUCAAGGUUCAUUUCCAAUCUGGAGGUCUUAUCGUUUCUUUUUCAUGGCAGACAAGACUAAUAAGUUACACUUCUCAGCUUUCAGUCACAACAGAACCCCGAUUCUUAGAGUUCAUAAGGAUGACAUUGUGCUGUAGGGAUACUUUAAACCGUACACUGUCACUCACUUAGGCUAUCAUAGAGACUUCAUAAACGCCUUACUGUUUCAAAAAGCUUUGAUUGGCUUUCAUUGAACGGUGACAGAACCCCGCUCAUCCAACUGCUUACCCUCCAUGAGCUUGAUACUCACUUUUUCGGUCAAUGCACACUGCCUCGUUUGGCCUACAAAUAGCUUGAUCGACGCUGCAUCUUUUCUACCAGCCUUGAAUAUUCCUCACGCUCACCUAUUUUAUUUGAUCUGAACUCCCCCACCAGCUCCACCCUUAUCAUGGCUUCUUCUAUCUUUCCAAAAAGUAUAGCCCUCGAAAUCGCCAUCGACCACCGAAUUCGGAGGUUGUUCAGGCCAGUACCACACUCAGGAAAAGGGUCGAGUCGUGGCUUCCAUGUUCACCUCAUCGAGGCUUUUGGGCAUGACCUUGGGCUGGACGAUGACGAGAUACAAGUAACCGCGAAGUUGGCGGGCCCAUUCUCUACUGGAGGGAUUGCCAUCGUGCUGCAACAACCACGAGGUAACCAUCCUUUCAAGGAUGGUAUUCACGCGGUAAUCGAUGACUGUGACACUUUUAUGGCCUUGGAGGAGUCAUUUGCAGCAGCCUCUUGUGAUUCCCUUAACAUAAUUGAUGACGUCGCAGUAGUCGACCUGCUUCCAUACAUUCCCAAGGAAGAACUGAAGGAAAUAGAAGAAACGGACGAAACGGACAAUCGAGUGAUACGAGAUGCUUUUCAGACUACUAUCGACUUUCUCGUCCACAAGAGGCCUUCUGCAGUCUUUUGCGCAGGAUAUAUCGGCGGCUGUUUACCAAAGGGCGAGGCGCGGGAAGUCGAAAGCUCAGGAAUCGGUAACACUUUUCACAACCCCUUCGCAACACUUCGGGCUGAGAGUCAGGGGAUAGUGAAAUUGGACCGAGUUAAUGGAUUUCAUCCUAGCUCUGCCAUGAACUAUAAUCCUGAACACAGCUGCUUGAGACAGCUGUUCUUGCUUGAAGUUGCACAUACGUGUGCAGUGCAUAGGGGAGACUGGAAGGAGGAAACCUGGAUGAGUGGGUUUCGGACCUUGUGUAAAGAGGAAUUUAGCGGGAGAAUUGCGCUAAUAUGGAACAGAAAGUACAUACCCGACUAUAGUGUUCUUUAUUCUGAGAGAAUAGAACGCAUCAGUACAGCUAUUAGGGCUUUUGACGCCAGGUCAUCAGGCGCCUUUGAUGGGCUCUAUAAUACUCUUGUCGAGAGUCGUCUAAGUGAGAACUGCAACGACGCAAACCUCAUACUGCGACAGUUGUCUGAGCUAGUGGCCAACGGUUGGCCACAACAGUAUGCGGAUAAAAACAAAAAUAGCCUAACUGACAUCGCACUACAUACACAGUGGCUAGCCCUUAAUGCUCGGGAAACUGAUGGCUGGUAUCAGAACGCAAACCUAAGGAGUACCAUUUCGACCGGGAUUAAAUCACUUGGCCAAUGCAUCUACAUUCCACGUCACCAGAAUAUGCGCUUAAAUCUCGUUAAAGCAAGCGAUGUGUUUCUUGGGAUAGCAAAUGCACUUGAAAGUUUCCUUUGGAACCUCGUCCAAGGGAAAACUAAUGAACAAUUCCACAACAAGGAAGGAGGUAGUAUACAGGAGGCUAUUAUUAUCCCAGACUAAUCUAGGCAUAAUAAUAGGUAUAAAGCUUUAAGACCUUUAAUUUAAAGCCUUUAUAUACCUAGCCUCUUUAAAUCUCUAACUUUACUAACUUAUUAUAAAAGUAAUUUAAAUAAAAAAUAUAUAUUAAUUAUAUUAUAUAAAAAAGGAUUAACGUAUACGAUAAGCGAGCGAGACAGACAAGCGAGCGAGACAGUAUACUGUACAGCAAAAAGUAG